AAAUAAUAGCAGUCAUUGGAAUGUGGAAGAUUUAUGCAGAACCAGAAGUCUAUAUAGAUGGGAAUGGUCCAAACGUCUCUCUGUCAACACUUAUUCAUUCAUUAUACAGUAGUAUAGUUUCAACGAAGUUACAGGUGAGUUGGGGUUCAAAGUUUGAAACUUGGAACUUUAGAUUUGAUUAGCUGGAUUAAGUAGUAGCCCCCUUUUGGGAGAAAAUUUUGUACCAAAGUCAAAAGGGUACUGAGGUGAGGCGAUGGUGGUGAUGUAUGGGUGGUAAAAGAGUGAGCUCUUGUGCAGAAAAUGAAAAGGAAGCAGCCUGCGGAAUGCCAAGCUUUAUUCCAACAUUGUCCAUUUCCACUGCACUUUGCACAGAGGGAAGUUCUGUCCGUUCUAGUCAAGUAGCUGACUUUGAGGCGCUUGAACAAUCCAUUGGAUUUCGCAUAGAGGAUGUUAUUGGCUUGAGUGGAAUGUUCAAUUCAACAAAACAAAGAGGCCAAGCAGUUGCUUCUGAUCCAUUUCAUAUAAUUAGUUUUAUUAAGUCAGCAACUUCUGUUGAUACAACUAACGCUGGAGUGGAGUCUCGUAAGCUGCAAUUACAGAAUAGUCAACUAUCAAAUCUGGUUUCUGUACCUAAUCGUAGUGUGGAGAAUUGGGGAGACUCGACUAUGGCGGAUGGAAGUCCUAGGACCGAUAUCUCAACUGAUGUGGAAACAGAUGAUAAAAAUCAGAGGUUUGAAAGGGGUCAACAACUUGCAAUCGUGGCUUCUGAUUCCAGUGACAGAUCAAAGGAUAAAUCAGAUCAGAAGACUCUUCGCCGGCUUGCCCAAAAUCGUGAAGCUGCAAGAAAAAGUCGCUUACGGAAGAAAGCAUAUGUCCAGCAGCUAGAGAGUAGCAGACUUAAGUUGACUCAACUAGAGCAGGAGCUCCAGCGAGCAAGACAGCAGGGAAUCUUCAUAUCGAGCUCAGGAGAUCAAGCCCAUUCAAUGAGUGGAAACGGGGCUAUGGCAUUUGAUGUAGAAUAUGCACGGUGGUUGGAAGACCAAAACAGGCAAAUUAAUGAGCUGAGAUCAGCUGUCAAUGCUCAUGCCAGUGAUGCUGAACUUCGUAUUAUUGUUGAUGGUGUCAUGGCACACUAUGAUGAUAUUUUCAGGCUAAAGGACAUUGCAGCAAAGGCUGAUGUUUUCCAUUUAUUGUCGGGCAUGUGGAAAACUCCUGCUGAGAGGUGUUUUCUGUGGCUUGGUGGUUUUCGAUCAUCUGAACUCCUCAAGCUUCUUGUGAACCAAUUGGAGCCUCUAACAGAGCAGCAAUUGAUGGCCAUUGGGAACUUGCAGCAAUCAUCUCAGCAGGCAGAAGAUGCAUUGUCCCAGGGUAUGGAGGCAUUGCAGCAAUCCCUGUCUGAGACACUUUCUAGUGGAUCUCUUGGCUCCUCGGGUUCAUCUGGGAAUGUUGCAAACUACAUGGGUCAAAUGGCAAUGGCCAUGGGAAAGCUAGGGACUCUUGAAGGAUUUAUUCACCAGGCUGACAAUCUGCGACAGCAAACACUGCAACAAAUGCACCGUAUAUUGACAACCCGCCAAUCAGCUCGUGCACUCCUUGCAAUACAUGACUAUUUCUCCAGACUUCGUGCACUUAGUUCCCUUUGGCUUGCUCGUCCGAAGGAAUGAAAAGCUUUUCAACUUCACCUGUAAGAUUAUAGGCCUUGCUCGGAGUUUUAGUGGCAUAGAUGACUUUGGAUCUGGCACAAGGGUCAGCUUGUUCUAUUGACAUGGUUAUGUUUUCUUCUUAGUUAAUUAUUUAUUUUUCCUGUGUUGUAGAUUAUCAGUGUACUCAUCAAUACCGAUGUUGUAUCCAGUAAUCAUACAAUCAUGGAGUUCUUGUUGUCGUUGUAGAAAUGAUGUUUGAUGAAAAUGUACAUGUGUUUUUCUUUAAA
Molecule: messenger RNA, 1930 nt
Organism: Cornus florida
Lineage: Eukaryota; Viridiplantae; Streptophyta; Magnoliopsida; Cornales; Cornaceae
Product: transcription factor TGA2.2-like
Exons: 12
Coding region: 267-1664 (465 amino acids)
Biological process (GO): DNA-templated transcription; regulation of DNA-templated transcription
Molecular function (GO): DNA-binding transcription factor activity; sequence-specific DNA binding
Source: RefSeq, a predicted model, not a curated record